UUUUAUGUUUGUGCUGUGAAUUCUCAACUUAAAUACAAACACUUUAUAAAGAUGGAAAGAUGUGCGGAAGUGUUCGCGAUUGUAAUUGCACUUUCUGCAGCGACUUUGGCAAACAAAGCUGUGGACGAGCAUCAGUUGGAUAAAAAACUCUCAUCGACCUUCUGCAAUGGGCGCAUCGAAUAUUUUGAGGAGAAAUUAGCAUUGAAAACCAAGGAAGUUGAUGAACUCCAAAAGAAAGUUGAUAAAAUAAAUCAGAAGGGAGAUAAUGUUGUUGUUCUCGAUGCUCUGAAAGAAGAUAUAGAAACUUGCCAAAAGGAAUUACGUGAAGUGGAAUCUAAUGUAGAGAAAUAUGAAGAUCAGUAUCUCAAGAAGAAAGCAGAGCUUGCUGACGCCAAAGAGGAAUUGAUAGCUCUUAGGAAAGAAAACCAUUUAAAUGUGAGCAAAUUGAACAAACCAUAUCUGGAAUGUAUAGAGCAGUUGAAACUACUCAAGUACCAGCAAUUUCAAGUAAAUCAAUAUUUUGAAGAGCACAAAAAGCGUGAAUUAGUUAUAUUGGACAAUAUUGAAGAAUGUGAGAGAACAACAAUGAAAGUUGAAGAAGAAAUGGCGAAAUAUGUCGAUAUGGUAUUCAUGACAAUGCAUUUAGAAUUAUUAAGAGUUGAGAGGAGAUCCCAAGAACUGACAUGCGAUGCAAAACAUUUUGCUAAACGAUGGAUUACAUUUUCAAGUAGGGGAGGUAGCGGACGCAAAUUUAAUGUGGAUGUGAAUGCACUAGCUGAAGUAGCGGGACAUACGGCACGCAAAGCAAGCGAGCUAUACGUUAAUUUGGUCGAUAGGAAUGGAAUGAUCUUCUACGCCAGAUAUAAUAAUUUUAAAAUCGCAAAUAAAACAGAGGAUUUCAAAUUGCUAUCGCUUGGACAAUAUACGGGCACCGCUGGCGAUGGCAUGCGAAUCUUCGAAGGAAAGCGCUUUUCGACGAAGGACAGCGGCCCUAGGAAAGAAUGUGCUGAGAAAAACAACGCUAAUUGGUGGUAUGGUGAAUGCAAUCCCAGGUUUAACGAAUGGCUAGCUUCUGAUUCUAUUGCCUACCCCUUGAAAAAAUUUUCACUACGACUUUUAAGUCCUGAAAAUCCUAUACACUAACUUAUUUCAAACUCCUUCGCAUGAAGUUUCGAAAACUGGAAUACAGAAAUGU
This is a messenger RNA of Drosophila arizonae, 1195 nucleotides long. RefSeq lists its product as uncharacterized. NCBI's taxonomy places the organism in Eukaryota, Metazoa, Arthropoda, Insecta, Diptera, Drosophilidae. The record is from RefSeq and is a predicted model, not a curated record.